Centropristis striata (black sea bass) is the source of this 6682-nucleotide messenger RNA. Its product is annotated as NACHT, LRR and PYD domains-containing protein 12-like. NCBI's taxonomy places the organism in Eukaryota, Metazoa, Chordata, Actinopteri, Perciformes, Serranidae. The transcript has 18 exons. The record is from RefSeq and is a predicted model, not a curated record. Bases 135 to 4826 code for a protein of 1563 amino acids. Gene Ontology annotation, molecular function: protein binding. Gene Ontology annotation, biological process: regulation of apoptotic process.
GUGUGUUUGUGUGUUUGUGUGUGUUACUUCCUUGUCUCUAAGUUUUGGGCGUGAACAGACUUGUUCUCCUGUAAUGUUCAGAGUUAACAGUCAGUGCUGCUGUUUUCCCUCUCAGACUGACUUCAGAUCAGAAGAUGAGUGGUUGUGUGGAGGAAGAGGAGGACGGAGCAGAGUCUCUAGUGUCCGGCUGUCUGUCCAUGAAGAGUGACUGGUCAAUGAUAACGCCUCCAACCUUCAGUCCUGAACCUGGACCCUCAGACACAAAAGAGAGGAAGAGGAGUGAUGAGGAGGAGCAGCCGUCCUGCAGUGCUUCCUGUCAGGACGUCCUGAAGGAUCCCGUCUCUAGCAGCUGUGGACACAUCAGCUCAUACUGGGACCAGUCUGCUUCACCAGGAGACUCCUCCUGUCCCCAGUGUGGACAGAGACCCAGAAGCAGACUGGGACUGCAGACAGCCAGUCAGAGCAGCAGUGAACUGAUGGCUGGUGGUCUGCAGGAGGUUUUAGAUGAUUAUAAGAUCAGUCUGAGGAGGAGAUGUGAACGUGUGACUGAAGGAAGUGAUGCAACAGGAAGUGGAACCCUCCUCAACAGGAUCUACACUGAGCUCUACAUCACAGAGGGACAGAGUGAAGAGGUUAAUACCCAACAUGAGGAGAGGCAGCUGGAGACAGCUUCCAAGAAGAAGACCGUCCACGACGCUCCAAUCAGGUGCCAGGACAUCUUUAAAGCCUUACCUGACCAACAGGGACCCAUCAGAGUGGUUCUGACCAACGGCGUCGCUGGCGUUGGAAAAACCUUCUCGGUGCAGAAGUUCAGUCUGGACUGGGCAGAGGGUUUGGAGAACCAAGAUGUCAGUGUGGUGGUUCUGCUUUCCUUCAGGGAGCUGAACUUGAUCAGAGAUGAGCAGUACAGUCUUCUGGAGCUGCUCCAUGUUUUCCAUCCAACAUUACAGAAGGUCCCAGCAGAGAAGCUGGCCGUCUCUAAACUUCUCUUCAUCUUUGACGGCCUGGAUGAAAGCAGACUUUCUCUGGAUUUCACCAACAAGGAGGUUGUGUCUGAUGUCACACAGAAGUCAUCAGUCAACGUGCUGCUGACAAACCUCAUCGAGGGGAAUCUGCUUCCCUCGGCUCUCGUCUGGAUAACUUCCCGACCCGCGGCGGCCAAUCAGAUCCCUCCUGAGUGUGUCGACAGGGUGACAGAAGUACGAGGCUUCACUGAGGCCCAGAAGGAGGAGUACUUCAGGAGGAGGGUCAGUGAUGAAGAGCGCUCCAGCACAAUCAUCUCACACAUCCAGACAUCCAGGAGCCUCCACAUCAUGUGUCUGAUCCCAGUCUUCUGCUGGAUCACUGCUACAGUUCUGGACCACAUGUUGACUACAGAGCAGAGAGGAGAGCUGCCCAAGACCCUGACUGACCUGUACUCACACUUCCUGCUGGUUCAGACCAAGAAGAAGAAGCAGAAGUAUGAUGAGGGACAUGAGACGAGUCCACAGGAGCUGAUGGAGGCUGACAGAGAAGUUCUUCUGAAGCUGGGGAGGCUGGCGUUUGAACAGCUGCAGGAAGGAAACAUCAUGUUCUACCAAGAAGACCUGGAGCGCUGUGGUCUCCAUGUCACAGAGGCCUCGGUGUACUCAGGAGUUUGUACAGAGAUCUUCAGAAGAGAGAGUGUGAUCUUCCAGAAAACAGUCUACUGCUUCGUUCAUCUGAGCGUUCAGGAGUUUCUGGCUGCAGUCUACAUGUUCCACUGUUACACCACCAGGAACACAGAGGUGCUGAGGGCUUUUCUGGGGACAGACUGGGACAAUAAAAACAGUGACCCGUCCCUUCCUGACUUCCUGAGGAGAGCCAUAAUUAAAUUAGAUUACCGACCAUCUCUGGAUUACUUCCGAGGGGAAGAAGAAGAAGAAGAAGAAGAAAACGAUUACCCAUCUCUGGAUGUCUUCCUGAGUGCAGCCAUGAAGAAAUCCCUUGAAAGUGAAAAUGGCCACCUGGACCUGUUUGUCCGCUUCCUUCAUGGCCUCUCUCUGGAGUCCAACCAGAGACUGUUAGGAGGCCUGCUGGGUCAGACAGACAACAGGCCAGAAGUCCUCCAGAGAGCCAUCAACAACCUGAAGGAGAUGAAGACUGAAGAAUCUCCUGGCAGAUUCAUGAAGAUCUCUCCUGACAGAAGCAUCAACAUCUUCCACUGUCUGACGGAGAUGAACGACCUCUCAGUCCAUCAGGAGAUCCAAGAGUUCCUGAAGUCAGAGAACAGAUCAGAGAAUAAACUCUCUGAGAUCCACUGCUCAGCUCUGGCCUACAUGCUGCAGAUGUCAGAGGAGGUUCUGGAUGAGUUGGACCUGAAGAACUACAACACAUCAGAGGCGGGACGAUGGAGACUGGUUCCAGCUGUGAGGAACUGCAGGAAAGCUGAACUUUCUCACUGUGGACUCUCUGAGACUGGCUGUGAAGUCGUGGCCUCAGCUCUGAAGUCCAACCCCUCCCAUCUGAGAGAGCUGGACCUGAGUAACAACUACCUGCAGGAUUCAGGAGUGAAGCGGCUGUGUGCUGGACUGGAGAGUCCAAACUGCAGACUGGAGACUCUGAGACUUUCUCGCUGUGGACUCUCUGAGACUGGCUGUGAAGUCGUGGCCUCAGCUCUGAAGUCCAACCCCUCCCAUCUGAGAGAGCUGGACCUGAGCUCCAACAAGCUGAAGGAUUCAGGAGUGAAGCGGCUGUGUGCUGGACUGGAGAGUCCAAACUGCAGACUGGAGACUCUGAGACUUUCUCACUGUGGACUCUCUGAGACUGAAUGUGAAGUCGUGGCCUCAGCUCUGAAGUCCAACCCCUCCCAUCUGAGAGAGCUGGACCUGAGUAUAAAUGACCUGCAGGAUUCAGGAGUGAAGCGGCUGUGUGCUGGACUGGAGAGUCCAAACUGCAGACUGGAGACUCUGAGACUUUCUGCCUGUAACCUCUCUGAGACUGGCUGUGAAGUCGUGGCCUCAGCUCUGAAGUCCAACCCCUCCCAUCUGAGAGAGCUGGACCUGAGUGAAAACUACCUGCAGGAUUCAGGAGUGAAGCGGCUGUGUGCUGGACUGGAGAGUCCAAACUGCAGACUGGAGACUCUGAGACUUUCUGACUGUAACCUCUCUGAGACUGACUGUGAAGUCGUGGCCUCAGCUCUGAAGUCCAACCCCUCCCAUCUGAGAGAGCUGGACCUGAGCUCCAACAAGCUGAAGGAUUCAGGAGUGAAGCGGCUGUGUGCUGGACUGGAGAGUCCAAACUGCAGACUGGAGACUCUGAGAUUGAAGCACUGCAGUUUGUCAGAGAUCAGCUGUGCUUCUCUGGCCUCAGCUCUGAAGUCCAACCCCUCCCAUCUGAGAGAGCUGGACCUGAGAGACAACAAGCUGCAGGAUUCAGGAGUGAAGCUGCUGUGUGAUCUUCUGCAGAGUCCAAACUGCAGACUGGAGACUCUGAGGGUGGAUGACGGAGUAUUCAGGGCUCCACCUGACAGAUAUGAAGGACAUCCGUCCACGUCCAACCCAACCCUGGAUGAGUCUGAGGACAGCAGGAAGGAGAGUGUGGAUGAAGAGGAUCCGCUGUGUCCUGAUGAUCCAGAGAAGUCCAAGCAGCAGCUGGUGUGUGGAGAGGCUCUCAAUGCAAACGAAAAGUUCAGUUUCACACCUGAACUGCUGACUGAGUCUGGAAAGACUUCAUACAGGUUCAGGUGUCCCGGUCCAGGUGUGUUCCAGUGUGCUUUGACUGGACUGGUGUUUGUUUUGGCUCAGGAGGCGGAGCUUCAGUACAACACUGUCAUAUGGGACGAGAGCCUCGUCCAAUCAGCUGGCAGGAUGGCUGCAGGGCCGCUGUUCAGAAUCGAGAGUUCAGAUGAUGCUGCUGUCUGUCAGCUCCACCUGCCACACUGUGAAACAGAGGAAGCGCUGCGUGUUGACGGCCUGUUGUCUGUCGUCCACAUCACUGAUGAUGGAAUGAGCUUCUUGGAGCCGCUGGAGGUCUCAGACACUCAUGUGAUGGUGAAGGUUCCUCACCUCUCUGCCUUUGGUCUGACUCGCAUCACCACAUGGCUUCGGAGCAUCGUUUGGCCAAUAAAGGCCCAAGUUCUGCUGUUCCUGCGACCUCCCAUCAGAAGGUUUCCAGUACUGGAUGUAUUACUGCUGCCUGGCAACGUUCCUCUAACUGAGGUUCCAGAGAGACAUAGCCGUGGUGAGCACCUCCUGAUCCCUGCCCACUGUGAACUGAUCGUAGGUAAACCCUACAAGGUUCACUGUUCACCUGGGAACUUGAAAGUACAGCCGAAGCGUGAUAAAUUUCGCUUAGACUAUGGACCAAAUUACCAUCCAACAUUUCAAGUGUCACUGAAUCCGAUCCCAGAGAACGUGACUUUGACGGUCCAGGAUGAAGAGGGGCGAGAAGUCUGGGCACAUGACGUGGAUCUGCCAGGCCAGUCUCCCAGCACGACAAACACUGAAGCUGUUUCUGAGCAAACUGAAGGUCCAGGAAGAAAUGUCCCAGCAGAGGACAGCGUCCCAGCAGAGGACAGCGUCCCAGCAGAGGACGCUGACCCACCAGAAGAGAAGCUGUUGUUGGUUCGGACAGAGUUUGUAAAAAGAGUCUCUGAUCCUGUUCUGAACCAGCUUCUGGAUAAACUCCUGGAGCUUCACGUUAUAAAUGAUGAAGAAAUGCAGUCACUCAGAGCGAAAGGCCGAGCAGACAGAGCACGAGACGUGAUGGACACGGUGAGAAGAAAAGGAAGAGCAGCCAGCUCAGUCCUGAUGGAGGCUCUCUGGGAGCUGGAUCCACACCUUUCCACAGUGCUGAGGCUCAGAUGAAACAAGAAGCUGAAGUGUGACGAUCCAAACUGAUGUCAGAGUGUUGUUCUCUGUUUCAGCCACUAGAUGGAGGCAGAACGUCUCUGCAGCAGAUUUCUGAGUGACGAUUGGACGCCUGAUUUUAAAGGAUUACUGCACAAUAUUUUUUUACAGUUUGUCAUGUACAUGUUCAUCUCUUCUUGGUGUCAGAAAUCUUCAGGAGUAUUCAGAGAAAAGGCCGGAAGGAAAGGAACAAUAGUGCAUGAGUUGAUUUGACGUUGACUGUUUUUGAUGUAAAAUAUUGCAAUUGAUAACCAGGGACAUUUAAAAUAAUUUCUGUCGAUGGAAAAUUCCCUUUUUUCAUACAUACCAAAUCCAAAAUUGUUAGAUGGAGAAAAAUUGUGUCUCUCUUUAUUGAGAGCAACAUAAUUUGUUUGAACAAAUGUGUAGGCCAAAUUUUUUUGUUCGCUUUUGUUUUAGUCUUUACCUAUUACAAAGACCACCAACAUUUGGUGAACACAAAAAUAAGUCAUAGUAUAGUAUGUUUAUUUUUGUCAAAAAUGGUUAAACUUUGAAAAGUCUCAAAAUGUUAAAAAUGGCCCAAUUAUACUAGUUGAUACAUAUCAGAGCAUAAUUUAUCCUGAAAUGACAGGAAAAAAGCUUAUUAUGGGAUGUCCAACAUUUGGAGAGAAAAAAAGUCAUAGUAUAGCAUGUAGAUUUUUGUCAAAAAUGGUCAAAUAUUAAAAUGCCUAAAAAUGUUAAAAGUGGACCAAUUAUAGUAUGUUGAUACAUAAUACCACAUAAUUUUUUCCUGAAACUCCAUAUUAUAGGAUGUCCAAACAUGUUGUUUUUUGUCAAAACUGAUCAAAUUUUAAAAUGCUUUAAAAUGUAUAAAAUGGGUCAAUUAUAACCUUUUUUUUAAUUCACUUUUUAUUGAGGAAUUUUUGUAACAUUUUAUACAGAACAAAGAACAAGAACAGUUGGGUCGGGGGGUACCAAUAUCGCACAGCAUCAUCAUUUUCUCCUAUUAGCAUUCUUUGCAGCAGUCGUUGUUAGUUAAAUGACAGUUUUAUAUAAAAUCAGAACUUGUAGCUUAACAUAUUCUGUCCAUUUUGACCAGGUUUUGUAAAAUUAGUCCAUUUGUAACUUCAGAUGAAAAGUCACUUUUUUCCAUUGUGUAGAUGUCUUGUAUGAUGUUGAUCCAGUCCUCAUUUUGUGGUUGCUCAGGUAACGGCCUUUUUGCUUGCUGCUAAAAGAAUAUAAAGCAAUUUCUUGUCUGCAUUGCUAAAGCCGUCUAGAAAUAUGUUACCGAGAUACACAGUUUCAAAUAAAAAGGGGAAAACAAUUGAGAAAUUUCGAGAAAUGGGAAAUUCUUGCUUGUUUGACUGCGUUAUUGUAAGUUUUGAGUUGUUCACGUAGUAUUUCAUGAUGAACUGUCAAUUUAGUUUUUCUCCACCUUCUCUCUGCACACUUUUAGUUUUUUGAUAUUGGCAGUUCUCCACGGUGGUACAUGGCCUUAAUGGCAGAGUGAUGCAACAGCGCUCCCGGCUUUAAUGGUAGAAAUGCGGUAAUGCUUUCCCGGCGUCAAUGGGUUAAAUAAGAGAUCAAAACACUUGAUAAACAACGAUCAGUUUAGUGAUUGGUCACUUGAUGACUGAUGAUGAAGAUCUGAACGAUUCUUCCAACAUUUGAACUCGUUUCUCUGAUUUACUUUGGUGAAACUUUAGAAUCUCUGUCAGCUUCAGAAAACAUGUUUUUGGUUGUGAAAUGUUGUGAUUGAAAGACAAAGUGAAGCUUUAAUGAGAAGAAGUUUGUCAGCAGUCUGUCCCAACAAUCCAACCGUUAGCUGCAGCUUCUCCUCUCAGCAGCAGAGUGAU